AUGGAGAAGAAGGCCAUUGGCAAUGCCAGUAGUGACGAUGAUGUGCUUGAGCAAUUGGGAUAUACGCAAGAGCUCAAGCGCAACUUUGGGCUGCUGGGAAUGGUUGGCUUCUCGUUCAGCAUCGUUUCAUCAUGGACAGCAGUCUCCGGCGUUCUCAUCAUCGGCGUUGAAUCUGGAGGUCCUCCUGUUAUGAUAUGGGGCUGGCUCGCAGUCUGCCUGGUCACUCUGACGGUGGCGUAUUCCAUGGCUGAGAUGUGCAGCGCAUACCCUGUUGCUGGCGGACAAUACAGUUGGGUGGCGAUACUUGCGCCGUCCAGAUACGCCAGAGGUCUCAGCUAUGUCUGCGGAUGGUUCAUGUUGAUCGGUAUCAUCUGCAUGGGCGCAGUCAACAACUUUGUAGCUGCGAACUUCAUCCUGGGCACGGCACAACUGAACUACGGAUUCACGAUUGAGCGCUAUCACACCGUCCUGGUAGCCUACCUGAUCACAAUCGUCGCCGUUGUAUCGAACAUCUACCUUCCCCACAUCCUCAACAAGCUGUCGAAAGCCAUCCUCUGCUGGAGUCUGCUCUCCUUCUUCGUCUGCCUAAUCACGAUCUUGACGACGAACAAGAACAAACAAUCAGCUAGCUACGUCUUUACCGAUUUCCAGAACUUCACCGGUUGGGGCGCAUCAUAUGCCACGGCCCUGGCACUGCUCCAAAGUGCGUUUGGAAUGUGCUGUUAUGACGCUCCAUCGCACAUGACGGAAGAAAUCAAGGAUGCGCGCAAGCAAGCCCCCCGAGCUAUCAUCAUGUCCGUCUACAUCGGGUUCUUCACAGGGUUCAUCUGGCUGAUCGCGCUCUGCUUUUGCAUUGGCGACCUCGAGACCACUGGAGCGACUCCUACAGGCGUGCCAGUUAUUGAGAUCAUAUACCACUCCACGAAAAGCAUUGCGGGCGCAUCGACACUGACGUCGAUGAUUUCCAUCAUCACGCUGGUGGCCGCCAACUCGCUGAUGGCGGAAGGGUCAAGAGCUGUGUAUGCUUUUGCGCGCGAUCAAGGCCUGCCAUUCUCGAACACGCUCAGCAAGGUCUCCUCGCGAAGUGUGCCUGUCCACGCUCUGCUUUUGGUUGCCGUCGUGCAAGCUGCUUUCAAUUCCAUCUACUUUGGAACAUCGACGGGGUUCAAUACCAUCAUCGCCAUCGCUACGCAAGGAUUCUAUCUUUCCUACCUCAUGCCCCUUCUCUCCCGCAUACUUGCGCAUUUUUCGGGCAAGAAGACUCGACUCGAGGGAUCGUACUCGCUCGGGCGGUGGGGUAUUGUGUUGAACAUCAUUGGGUUUCUCUUCCUGGGUUUCAUCUGCGUGAUUGCGAAUCUGCCCAGCGUCACGCCUGUGACCAGCGAGAACAUGAACUACACAUCGGCAGCAACAGCUUUUGUCAUGUUGAUCGCUGCGAUUUUCUGGAUUACAACUGGGCGGAAGACGUUUACUGGACCUGAUGAUGGCAAUCUGCUGGAUGUGGGGAGACAUGUCGGGUAG
Messenger RNA from Dothidotthia symphoricarpi CBS 119687, 1521 nucleotides. RefSeq names its product GABA permease. Gene Ontology annotation, biological process: amino acid transport; transmembrane transport. NCBI's taxonomy places the organism in Eukaryota, Fungi, Ascomycota, Dothideomycetes, Pleosporales, Dothidotthiaceae. Gene Ontology annotation, cellular component: membrane. The record is from RefSeq and is a predicted model, not a curated record. Bases 1 to 1521 code for a protein of 506 amino acids. The transcript has 4 exons. Gene Ontology annotation, molecular function: transmembrane transporter activity.